Molecule: messenger RNA, 1240 nt
Organism: Bufo gargarizans (Asiatic toad)
Lineage: Eukaryota; Metazoa; Chordata; Amphibia; Anura; Bufonidae
Exons: 7
Coding region: 92-781 (229 amino acids)
Source: RefSeq, a predicted model, not a curated record
GAACCAUGGUACCGAUUGGCUUAAUGAGAUCCCUUUGAUGCAGCUCUGUACCCUCCUGAGCUGCAACUCAACCAACCAGUAACUGAUACCGAUGAGGGGAAAGAACCCCCAAACAGUACUGUCUACAGGUUUGAGCAUUGAAGAAACCUGUGGGGACACAAGACAUGUAGAGAGUAACGUGGGAGGGGAGGUGAUGCUCCCCGUCCAGCAGACUGAAAUCCAGGACAUCACGUGGAUGAGCAGCAGAGACAAAAAUAUUUUUGCGGUAACAGAACCUGGGAAACCUGUUGUUAUUAGAAGCAUGUUCUAUAAUGGUCGCAUUAAUGUUACAGAUAAUGGGACAUUAAUUAUAACCAAACUAACCAGAGAAGACCAAGGAAUCUAUAAAGGCAGCGUCCUGCGGCGGAUAUCAGGCCAGUGCGCUCAGUUCUACAAUCUGACAGUAUAUGAAGAGCAAGUCUUUUCCAGUAGCCCAAGUACAACUUCACCCAUAAGGAUCAGCACAGAAGCUAUGACCACCAAGUCCAGUAAACAGGUCACAGUAUGGAUUACCAUCAUUCUGAGUGUAUCUGCCACACUUGCUCUGCUGCUGAUAUUUAUUGUUACCAUCAUACUGUCCAGAAGUCAAACAGGAACCAGUCAUAUAGAGGAUGGGAUAUUGUAUACUGAACUGGACAAAAAUAAGCUACAGAAAGGUUUUACAGUGAGAAGAGUACAGGAACAGACGACUGUCACCUAUUCUAACGUGAAGGUCACCUUACAGACAACAAACAAUGUUUGAAUGGAAAAAAAAAAAGAUUCUGCUCAAGUUUUCCAUCUGGUUCUAUCAAAAGAAGAAAUGACUUCCUUACCCUGGCUCGUGUCCUCUCUAAGGCUCUUGGUUGGAGAUAUCCUGAGAUGGGUGGUGGGAGAUGACCAGCUUUGAAAACAAUUGUGAGUAGUGUAGGACUAGUUUCACACUAGCGUUUUACAUCUUUGGCAGGCUGUUCCUGCAGGGAACCUGCCGGCCCCAUUCACUAUAAUGUGUUCCAACGACGAUCCAUCUGCAACCUGGCAAAUAUGCCGAGAAGCUGCUGAAAAAAUACCGCAGCAAACAGCAUUAUUUGUCUGGUAGCUUCUCGGCAUAUUUGCCAGUUUGCAGCAGGUCCACAUUAUAGUAAAUGAGGCAGGACGACAAUGUGGUCGCUUCCGGUAGGCUGUUUCCUGCCAGAAUCGCCUGCCGGAUCUUUUACUAUAUAUG